Molecule: messenger RNA, 1188 nt
Organism: Thalassophryne amazonica
Lineage: Eukaryota; Metazoa; Chordata; Actinopteri; Batrachoidiformes; Batrachoididae
Gene: snx3
Product: sorting nexin 3
Exons: 4
Coding region: 44-532 (162 amino acids)
Biological process (GO): endocytic recycling; late endosome to Golgi transport
Cellular component (GO): early endosome membrane; retromer complex
Molecular function (GO): phosphatidylinositol-3-phosphate binding
Source: RefSeq, a predicted model, not a curated record
GGAGCUUCACAUCGUUCCUGGCUGGUGGAAAGACGGCGGUGAAAUGGGUGAGACUGUGGUCGAUACGAGGAGGCUGUGCGCUAAGCCACAGAACCUUAACGACGCUUAUGGACCGCCGAGUAAUUUUUUAGAGAUCGACGUGAUCAAUCCCGAAACUGUCGGACUUGGCAGAGGCAGAUACACUACAUACGAAAUCAGACUGAAGACAAACCUGCCCAUCUUUAAGCUGAAGGAGUCUUGUGUACGGCGGCGUUACAGUGACUUUGAGUGGCUCAGAGCAGAGCUGGAGAGGGAGAGCAAGGUGGUCGUCCCUCCACUCCCAGGAAAAGCACUUUUCCGGCAGCUUCCAUUCCGAGCAGACGACGGGAUAUUUGAUGACUCUUUCAUCGAGGAACGAAGACAAGGUUUGGAGCAGUUUCUUAACAAAGUGGCCGGUCAUCCUCUAGCCCAGAACGAGCGUUGCCUGCACAUGUUUCUACAGGAGGAAUUUGUGGACAAGAACUACACCCCAUCCAAAAUCAGACAAGCCUAAAAAGGAAAAGGAUGGUUGUGCUUGACUCAACCCAAAGCUCUUCUCACAGCUCCAGGUUUCUCAGACAUUAAAACACUUCAGUGACACCUUCAGUGCCGCCCCAAACAGCAUUCUUCACUCACACUUUUUGUUUAAUUAGUGGCAUAAUUGGUGUUUGUUUGUCACCUUCAAAUUGGAUUCAAGAAUGUUUGACACAUAAAUGUAAUUGAAAGUAAUUUAUAAUUGAUAAUUGCUGUCUGGAAUUGCCACUAACAUUGAGAUAUAUAUAUAUAUAUAAAUCAAAUUUAGAUAUGUUUUGAGUUUGCCCAUUUAUAUAGUAUUCUGAGUGACUCUUCUGUGUAUGCAAAGCUCAUGUAAAGACCCGCAGCCUUUUCCAUUGUACCUCUACUCUAGGCAUGUUGCAAAACACAGGACCUAAACACAGAUUUGACAGGCACCCGCCUCUCCAAUCACACUUAGCUGCCCUCUCGUCAAAGUGAAGCAUGUGUUUAUCAGCCAGCACCCGCCCUACUAACACAAUUUUCUAGCAAGAGAGAAGAAAUUUACACCAACAGAAAUGCAGUAUUUCUACAGGCUACGUGCAUUUUGAGAUUUGUACACAGCUAUGCCAUUUUUGUUUGUUUUUGAAAAUUUUCCAAUAAAAUAUAUGAAAUGCA